Vanessa atalanta (red admiral) is the source of this 1535-nucleotide messenger RNA. RefSeq names its product zinc finger protein 62-like. Gene Ontology annotation, molecular function: DNA-binding transcription factor activity, RNA polymerase II-specific; zinc ion binding; RNA polymerase II transcription regulatory region sequence-specific DNA binding. Bases 78 to 1535 code for a protein of 485 amino acids. The transcript is spliced from 5 exons. Gene Ontology annotation, biological process: regulation of transcription by RNA polymerase II. Lineage: Eukaryota; Metazoa; Arthropoda; Insecta; Lepidoptera; Nymphalidae. The record is from RefSeq and is a predicted model, not a curated record. Gene Ontology annotation, cellular component: nucleus.
GUGUUUUCACAAACUUUUAUUGUUAAUUGUUAUCGUAUUUUGAAUGUGUUGUCUUAGCCAAAAUAUUUAGAUUAAAAAUGGAGCAUAAAGUGUGCCAAUGUUGUUUUUCAAUUACAUACAAUAAUAAUGAUAUCAAAAAUAAUUUGUUCGAACAAAAAGUUAUUUAUUCCGAAUUAAUAAAAGAUACUUUUGAUAUAAACAUCACUUCAGAAAUUAAUAAAAUAUGUAAUCAAUGUAUAAGAAAACUCAAAGAAGCUUCGGAAUUUAAACGCGUUAUUCAGAGAACACAAGAUGAAUUAUUAAAAAUAUGUAAAGAUAAACAGGAAACACAAAAUAUGGAUACUGAUACUACUAAAAGGGAUGUAUGUGCAAUGUCUACAAACCUUUGGGAUGUAGAUAAGAAAUCAAAAGGUCCAAUCAAAGACACGCAAUAUCCAAUCCAUUCAAUGAUAGCUUUUCAAAUUAAAUCAGAUCUAACUGGUGAAAAAUAUAUCAAAGAUAAAUGCACAAAUAUACAAGAAAAUGUGAAGAAUAAUGGAGAUAAAAUUACAAUUUUGCCAACCGAUGUCACGAAUCGCACUAAAAUCCAUCGAGCGACAAGAGAAGACUCAUUAAAACUCCUUAAAUACUCAAAUAUUUGUCUGUUCAAGUCAUUAAAAACGAAGUUCCAAUGUUACUCCUGUAAAGAAACCUUCUUUAACAUGUCAGAUUUAAGAUCACACACAAAAAUUCACUCAAAUACAAACGACAGAGGGUCCAAAAUCAACUUAAAGGGGUAUUCCUCUAAAAAUGCAGACAUCUCAUCAUUAUCUUGCAAUUUGUGUUAUCAGGCGUGUAAUGACUUGAGUGUAUUGAAACAGCAUUUGAUAAAUAAACACAGUAUAGAAUUUGCAUCAGCUGAACAUAUGUUUGUUCCGUUUAAACUCGAGAACGGCUUCAAAUGUGUUACAUGUGGCGAAGACUUCAAUUCAUUCGUCCGUUUAUCGACCCACAUGAAUAAACACUCGACGAAUAAUGUCUGUGAAAAAUGUGGCACGUUCUUCAUAAACCGUUUGAGUCUGAGAGCACAUUUACAGUCGGUCCAUAGAGAGAAAAAAUGCACGAUGUGUCUGGCGAAGUUUGAGAAGAACUAUACCAAGGUGAAGCAUAUGAGGAUUGUGCACAACGUCGGAGCCAUUAGGAGAUAUUGUACGAUAUGUGGCAAAGAUUUCAAACACUCGUACAAAUUACUGGAACAUAAAAUAAAAGAGCACGGGGCUCAGAGAUUGACAUCAAAUUGCAAGGAGUGUGGGAAGACCUUCCUCUCGCCGCAGAAUUUGAAGAUUCACAUAAGGUCCGUUCAUGUUAAGGAGAGGAAUUACCAGUGCAAUGUAUGUGGUAUGAGGUUCUUCACUAAAGCUGAUGAAAAAAGACAUGGAAGGAAACACGAGGAUGUCAAGAUGUUCUCAUGCAGUUAUUGUGAGGGGAAAUUCAAGUCGAAGGAUUCUUGGAGACGACAUUUGAAACGUAUACAUGAUAAAUUAGUCGUCGAUUAA